This is a messenger RNA of Phragmites australis (common reed), 1143 nucleotides long. RefSeq lists its product as uncharacterized. The record is from RefSeq and is a predicted model, not a curated record. The coding region runs from base 1 to 1143 and encodes 380 amino acids. The transcript is spliced from 2 exons. Lineage: Eukaryota; Viridiplantae; Streptophyta; Magnoliopsida; Poales; Poaceae.
AUGGCGGUACCGCUGCCCAAUGGCUCUUCAGGAAGUCGAGCGUCUCCCGAGCAACCGAGGCCUCCCCCCGACCCUGAAUUGAGAGGCCAGGCUUCAGGGGAGGCCAGUGCGACAAGGGUGGCGCAGGCGCGACUGUCGUCAGGGUCCCCGAGCGCCUCUGCUGAAAAGGCGCGGAGAGAAUCCAGCUCUCAGCCAUCCCCUGGCCAGGCCCCGGAACCCCUCCCCGAGGUGCUGGGGAGUGCUCAGGAGGUCAUCGAGUGGCUUGAGGCGGCCAUAGCGGCGGAGAGGGCCGAGCUCGAAGAGGAGCGCAUCGCCCUUGUUAACGAAAGGGGCCGGCUGGAGGAGGCCCGCAAGCUCCUAGAGACCCGUAUGGCCAUGGCCCGCACGGCUUACGAGAGGUCCCUGCAGGAGCUGACCACGGAGCGGGAGGCCUUGGAGGAGGUGCACGAGGAGGCCGUUGCCACACAGAAGGAGGCCAAACGCUUGGGGCAGCUCGCGGAGAAGUGCGACCAGGCGUCGAAGGAGCGCGCCGGCGAGAUGGCCACUCGUGAGGAGCAGCUUGCUUUGCGCGAGCAGGAGGUUGCCUUACGGGAGGAGGCUGUCGGCAAGAGGGAGGUAGCCUCGUUAUCCACCAAGACGGACCUCCGCCGCCAAGCCCAAGAUCAUAGACACGGCCACACCGACGUUCUCCGCCGGGAGGAGCAGGUUGCGCUGCGUGAGAUGGACGCCGACCUGGUGUCGUCAGCGCUCGCCGCCUGGGAGGAGAGCCUUGCCAACCAGGAGGCACGCGUGACUGCCCGAGAGCAAGCCAUUGAGGCUCGGGUCAUGCAAUUAGAGCAGGCCCACACCGAGGUGGCUGCCCAACACCAGGAGGCACGGGCCACGAAGGACAUCCCUGCCAGCAACAAGGGUCUUGAAGCUCAGCUGAAGAAAGCCGAGGAGGAUCUUAAUGCCGUCCGCGAAGAGCGAACGCAUGUUAAGGCGAUGAUGCAGGACGUCUUCCAGCAGGCACGGGGCUCCGUGGAGGUGGUCGGGCUCGGGUCCGUGACGGUGGGUUCCCAAGGGCUGGACAUGCUAGGUCAUCCUGCCCUUGGGUUCUCGGAGAUCGCUCGGCGACUCGAGGCUCUCCCUGCCACGGUCUAG